UUUUUGUUUUUGUUUUUUUUUGCCCUCAUUACGUCCUGUUUGACAGGAACAUAUAUAGUUAUACACAACACUCGCACUGACACCGUUCGUUCAUAAAAAAGGGGAGAUCUCAAAACAAAUCUUUUUUUUAAAAAGAAAAAUCUGUUUAUUAUUAUUCGAAGAAGAAAAUAAAAAUUAAAGGGAAAUUAAUAUGAAAGGUGGUGGUGGAAUUAUAGUAGGAGCAGUCAAGAGCAACUGUUGUUGUAAUUGGUUGAUUAAUUUUGGUUUUGGAUUAUUAUUAUUAUUCUUACUUCUUCAUCUUCUCAUUAUUAUUGUUUUUUCUCGGUUCUUUUAUUAUUCUUCUUUGUUGUUGUUGUUCUUUUUCAAUCCCUCAUCACACGCUGCUUUUCUAUUUUCCUUUUACCUUAAUUUAUUAUUGUUAUUGUCAAUUUCGUCAUUCGCUAAUCCUUGUUCUGCCUUUUUUCCAUUCCUUGACUAUCACGGAAUUUUGGUUCAAGAAGAGAGAGAAAGCCGUAGAGAUAGAAACACAAACUCAAUUGAUUCUUUUCGGGUACCCUAAUUUUGGUGUUGCUUCGUUUGGUUUCUUUCUUUUAUUUGUUUUCUCUAGCGUGUUCUGCGAUUUCUAGGGUUUGUGAAAGGGGGAAUCACGGAUAGAGGGAGAAAGUUUCGAUCUUUGAUCGAUUUUCGUCGAUGGAGGGGGAGGGUGGUUCAGAGGGAGAGAAUAAUCAGAGAAGGGGUGGCACAGAUGAUAAUAGCAAUGAAAAUAUCAAUGGAAGCAAUAGCAAAGUUGCGAAUUCCAAUGAGGGGCAGAGCAAGCCCAAGCGCCAGAUGAAGACACCCUAUCAACUCGAAACCCUCGAGAAAGCUUAUGCCUUGGAGACGUACCCUUCUGAGGCUAUGAGGGCCGAGCUAUCGGAGAAAUUGGCGUUGUCUGAUCGGCAGCUGCAGAUGUGGUUCUGCCACCGGAGGCUGAAAGACAAGAAAGACUUGCCAACCAAGAAGCCGCCGAAGAAGGCCGUGGAGAAAGUGCGGGAGCCAGAGCCUGAACCAGUGCCGGAUUCCCCAGUGGAUGACCACAGAUUGGGCCCCGAGCUAGGCAAUGAGAAUGGAUCCGGGUCUGGUUCUGGGUCAAGCCCGUUUACCCGGUCAGAGUCCAGGAGUGUGGCGCCGCGGGGUUAUUAUGAAUCACAGCAGGCUGCGCUCGAGCUCAGAGCAAUUUCUUGUGUGGAGGCACAGUUAGGGGGGCCAUUGAGGGAAGAUGGACCCAUUCUAGGAAUAGAGUUUGAUGCAUUGCCACCAGAUGCAUUUGGGGCGCCCUUAGCAACCAUUGCAGAACAGCAGAAGCGACCAAGUCAUGCCUAUGACAGUAAAGUUUAUGAAAGACAUAAUGCUAGACCAAAUAAGGCUAUGGCAAGGGCAUUCCAUGAAUAUCAAUUUCUACGGAACCAGGCUGGCCCCAGGUCUGAUGGUUUUGGACAAUAUCCCCAACAUCAUUUACAUGAUCCGAUGGAAGGUCCUGCAAGAAAUACCCAUUUUGCACAUGGAACUGAACAGUUACAUAGAAGUCAUGCUACCCAAGGUCAUUCUUCUCGAGUCCGUAUUUUACCUCAACAAGAUAAGCAAGGGAUUCCUCAUCCAUCUCCUCCUCAAGAUGAUGAUGUUGCUUCCCAAAAGCAAUUGCACACAAAUGUAGUGAACACUGGAGUGAACUCUCAUUCUACUGAUUACCAAAUUGUUGGGCCCGAAAAUCCCUAUAACCCACCAGGUGGACAAGUUUCCCAUAUCACUACAAUGCAGAUUGAGAAAAAACGAAAGAGUGAUGAUGCUAGAAGUGCAAGGGAAGUUGAAGCCCAUGAGAUGAGGAUCAAGAAAGAGCUUGAGAAACAAGAUAACCUUAGACGAAAGAAUGAAGAGCGAAUGAGGAAAGAAAUGGAGAGACAAGAUCGUGAAAGAAGGAAGGAAGAAGAAAGGUUGAUGCGUGAGAGACAGCGAGAAGAGGAAAGAUUAAGGCGUGAGCAAAAACGUGAACUCGAACGAAGGGAAAAGUUUUUGCUGAAAGAAAAUUUGAAAGCUGAGAAAAUGAGGCAAAAGGAAGAGCUUCGCAAAGAGAAAGAAGCAGAGAGACGCAAAGCUGCCUUGGAAAAGGCAACUGCUCGUAGAAUAGCUAAGGAAUCCAUGGAACUAAUUGAAGAUGAACAACUGGAAUUGAUGGAGCUUGCUGCUUCAAGCAAGGGAUUGUCCUCUAUAAUUCAUCUUGAUUUUGAUACUCUGCAAAACCUUGAAUCAUUUAGGGAUUCAUUGUGUGUUUUCCCACCUAAGAGUGUAAAGCUAAGAAAACCAUUUGCGAUCCAACCCUGGAUUAACUCAGAAGAGAAUGUUGGCAACCUUCUCAUGGUUUGGAAAUUUUUGAUUACUUUUGCUGAUAUUCUUGAGUUGUGGCCUUUUACUCUCGAUGAGUUUGUGCAAGCUUUUCAUGAUUACGAUUCAAGACUGUUGGGUGAAAUACAUGUUGCUCUCCUUAAGGUGAUAAUAAAAGACAUUGCAGAUGUUGCAAGGACACCUUCCACUGGAUUAGGAAUGAGCCAAAAUGGUGCAGCUAAUUCAGGAGGUGGCCAUCCAGAGAUUGUGGAAGGGGCAUAUGCAUGGGGCUUUGACAUACGUAAUUGGCAUAAGCACUUAAAUCAGUUGACAUGGCCAGAAAUUUUUCGACAGCUAGCAUUAGCAGCAGGUUAUGGACCACAGUUGAAGAAAAGAAAUAUUACAUGGUCAUAUGCAAAUGAUAAAGAUGAGGUUCGGUACUCAAAUCUGUUUCUUUUUAAACUAGCACCUCGAAAAUCAAGGCACCGCUUAACUCCUGGAACAGUAAAGUUUGCUGCAUUUCAUGUUCUCUCACUUGAAGGUGGUGAAGGAUUGACAGUACUAGAACUUGCAGAAAAAAUUCAGAAAUCUGGCCUUCGGGACCUGACAACUAGCAAGACACCAGAGGCAUCGAUUUCUGUCGCUUUGACAAGAGAUGCUAAGCUUUUUGAGAGAAUAGCUCCAUCGACAUAUCGCGUACGUACUGCAUUUAGAAAGGAUCCGGCGGAUGCUGAGUCUAUUCUUUCAGAAGCAAGAAAGAAAAUUCAGAUAUUUGAAAAUGGGUUUCUAGCUGGUGAAGACGCUGAUGAGGUUGAACGAGAAGACGAUAUUGAAAGAGAUGAUGUUGAAAGAUAUGAUGAUGUAGAAAGAGAAGAAGAGUCAGAAAGUGAAGAAGUUGAUGAUGAUCCUGAAGUUGACGAUUUGCUAGGUCCUUCAAGUGCUAACAAAACAUCUGAACUGUGUGAUGAUUUCUCAUCUAUUGGAAAAGAAAGUUUGGGUCAUAAGGUAGAACUUAUUCAAGAUCAGUUUGAGAAGGAUCUUCCGGAGAAUGGUACUAAGGAUGUGGAUGGUUCUAAAGAUGCUCAUCUUCCAGAUGCUAUCACUGGACAACCCGUUAUUACAAACUUUGAGGAAGAUAAUAUGGAAAUUGAUGAAAGCAAGACUGGAGAGUCAUGGGUUGAAGGGCUUGCAGAAGGAGAAUAUUCUGAUCUCAGUGUAGAGGAACGUUUAAAUGCUCUUGUUGUAUUGGUUGGUGUGGCAAAUGAAGGAAAUUCAAUCCGCGUUGUUCUCGAGGAUCGUUUGGAAGCAGCAAAUGCUCUGAAGAAGCAAAUGUGGGCAGAAGCUCAGAUAGAUAAAAUUCGACUGAGAGAUGAUAAUGUAAAUAAAUCAGAUUUUCCAUCUAUCAAUGGGAAUAAAGUUGAACCACAAUACACAAGUCCUGCUGUGGGGGGGAACCAAAGCCCAUUGCUUGACAUAAACAUUGACAAUAAUAAUAAUAAUGAGGCAUCGCCUAGCACUGCAGAAAAUAAAAAAGCUGCAGUUGUACAGAACCUUGCCAUGGAAAAGCCCUCAAUAGGUCAAGAUUACUGCAUUGGUCCAGAUAACCCUCAAACUCAACUAUCUGCUCCCUAUUCGAAAAGGUCUCGUUCUCAGUUGAAAUCAUAUAUUUCUCACAUGGCAGAAGAGAUGUCCGUAUACAGGUCUUUACCCCUUGGUCAAGAUCGCAGACAUAAUCGUUAUUGGCAAUUCGUUGCAUCUGCUUCUUGCAAUGAUCCUGGCUCUGGCAGGAUCUUUGUUGAAUAUCUUGAUGGCAAUUGGAGGCUUAUUGAUUCUGAAGAGGCCUUUGAUGCUCUUUUUAAUUCACUGGAUUUGCGUGGGAUCAGGGAAUCUCAUUUGCGCAUAAUGUUGCAAAAGAUUGGAAGUUCCUUCAAAGAAAAUGUUAGGAAGAAUGCACAAUCUGCCAAUAUUGGAAGCAGAGAUGAAAGUAAUAUUAAAAAUGAAGCUGAUGAAGCAGAGUCCAGUCCUGAUUGCCAUGCAUUGUCUGACAGUCCCAGCAGUACACUCUGUGGCUUGAACUCUGAUACAUCUGAAACUUCUUCAUCAUUCAAAAUUGAGCUUGGGAAAAGUGAGAGUGAGAAGAAAGGUGCCUUGAGAAGGUAUCAAGAUUUCCAGAAAUGGAUGUGGAAAGAAUGCUAUAACUCAUCCAUAUUAUCUGCAAUGAAAUAUGGGAAAAUGAGAUGCAAACCUCAGGUGGACAUCUGUGAUAUCUGCCUCAACCCUUAUUUCUUUGAAGACUCCCAUUGCAAUUGUUGCCAUCGUACUUUUCCCUCAAAUAACGGAUUUAAUUUUUCAAAACAUAUAUUUCAAUGUGGGGGCAAAUUGUCCAAAGAUAUUUGUAUUCUGGAUUGUUCUCUUCCCUUGAGGACAAGGUUGCUUAAGGCCCUGCUGGCUUUUAUUGAGGCAUCUGUUCCCUCCGAAGCGUUUCAAUCAACUUGGACAGAAGAUACUAGAAGGCAUUGGGGUUUGAAGUUAAGCAAAUCAUCUUCUGUCGAGGAACUUCUUCAGUUAUUGACUGUGUUUGAGAGAGCAAUAAAGCGAGAUUUUUUAUCGUCAUCCUUCUCAACAACACAAGAAUUGUUGGGAUCAAGCAGUAUGUCAGAGAGUGCUUUUACCGAUCCUGAAUCUGUUGCUGUACUUCCAUGGGUUCCACAGACCACCUCAGCUGUGUCUCUCAGACUCUCUGAGUUUGAUGCGUCCAUUAGCUAUGUUCAGCUUGAAAAAUCUGAGCAUCGCAGGGAGAAAGAAACUAUAGAAUACAUGAAGCUUCCUUCAAGAUCUAAUCCUUUCAAAUCUAGUAGAGUAGUGGAACCAGCAGACUUGGACCAUGAUGAAUUCAUGAAAGUUAGGUCUGCUCCCAUGAAAAUUGUAAAAAGUGGCAAUAAACGUGGGCGGGGGAAUAGUGAUAAAGGACGGGGUAAAAAGAUAGCUAAAAGAAUGCAUGAUUCCAAACAAGAUACUGGCCGCCGCAUUGUUAAGGUCACAGAGAAUCUUAGUCAAAGACUAAAACAGCAGGGGCAAGGAGCACAAGGACAAAGUGGUGGACGUGGUCGCCGAACUGUCAGGAAAAGACGAGUGGAAAAGAGGGCUGUUGAAGAUUUGCUGCUGGGCCACAAGGCUGGCACACACAGUUCCAAUAUUGUUAGAGAACCAUUGAGAAACCUGGAUGAGGAAUGGGAUGAUGAUGAAAAGGCAAGUCCCAUGACUUCCAUCCACAUGGGGGCUGCCGACAAUAGUAACAGUGCCGAAGAGGCAGAUUCUGAUGACAAUGCUCAAGUAGCAGAGUCCAACGACAAUGCUCAAGCAGCAGAUUCGGAUGACAAUGCUCAAGAAGUGGAUUCCGAUGACAAUCCUCUAGAAGUGGACUCAGAUGACAAUGCUCAAGCAGUGGACUCAGAUGACAAUGGCCAAGCAGUGGAAUAUGAUCAAGGAAACUGGGGAAUAGGUUUCAAUAACACCCCCAACAGGUGGAGUAGGGAUGUGGUUGGAAUGAUUGAUGAAGAUGUAGAAGCUUCAGACGAGGACAAUGACAACAAUGUUGGGCUUGAAGAGAACGAAGAGGAAGAAUCAGAGGGUGAUGAUGUUAUGAGUGAGGAGGGUUCAGAUGGAAUUGCAGAUAGAGUUUUGAAUGAUGACUCGGACUCUGAUGAUUCUGAAGAUUCAUCUGAUUAGAACAAUGUUUUUGAUUCAACGGAAGGAAGGGGUUGGAUGUGGAGGCUGCAUUACAUUUUUGAUAUUGCAGCUUUAAUACUAAGUAUGAAGCACCAAGUCAUGCCAUUCCGUGGCUUGAAACUGAGAGUAGACAGAGAGAUACAUUGUAUAUUAUCCAUUGCAAAAAUGGAGCUUUGUAAUUUUAAGCACUCUGAAACGGAGGGAGGGCCUUUAAGGCCGCCCUUACCCUUAUUGUUUCUUUUCUGGUUAUAGAUAUUCAUUAAUUAAUAAAGGUCUUAGUUAUUAUUUAAGUCAA
This is a messenger RNA of Arachis ipaensis, 6382 nucleotides long. Lineage: Eukaryota; Viridiplantae; Streptophyta; Magnoliopsida; Fabales; Fabaceae. The record is from RefSeq and is a predicted model, not a curated record.